CAUUAAGAUCCCACCGACCGCUGAUUUCCUCUUCCUCACCCUCUCCUUUCAUUCCUUAAACCUCUCCUUGGUCUGGUUACUGAUCAAUUGCCUGCACCAUGUCGCACUACGCUCUGCCCAAGUCUCACCAGGACCUCAUGGAGAAGUCUCUGGUGGAGACGGACCCUGACGUCGCUGAGAUCAUGAAAAAGGAGAUCCAGCGCCAGCGCGAAUCCAUCCUACUCAUCGCCUCCGAGAAUGUCACAUCUCGAGCCGUCUUUGACGCGCUUGGGUCGCCCAUGUCCAACAAGUACUCUGAAGGCUAUCCCGGCGCCCGCUACUACGGCGGAAACGAGCACAUUGACGAGAUUGAGCUUCUGUGCCAGAAGCGCGCCCUCGAGGCCUUCGGGCUGGACCCGGAGAAGUGGGGUGUCAACGUUCAGUGCUUGAGCGGCAGCCCUGCCAACCUGCAGGUGUACCAGGCCAUCAUGAGGCCGCACGACAGGCUGAUGGGCUUGGAUCUACCCCACGGUGGACAUUUGAGUCACGGCUACCAGACGCCCCAGAGGAAGAUCUCGGCUGUUUCGACCUACUUCGAGACCUUCCCGUACCGGGUCAACCUCGAGACGGGCUUGAUUGACUAUGAUCGCCUCGAGGAGAACGCACUCAUGUAUCGACCCAAGGUCCUUGUUGCCGGAACUUCGGCCUACUGCCGCGAGAUCGACUAUGCCCGUAUGCGCGAGAUUGCCGACAAGGUCGGCUGCUACCUGAUGAUGGACAUGGCCCACAUUUCCGGUCUCAUUGCGGCUGGUGUGAACAAGUCGCCCUUCCCCUACUGCGAUAUUGUCACCACCACGACCCACAAGUCGCUUCGUGGACCCCGUGGCGCUAUGAUUUUCUUCCGCAAGGGUGUGCGCAAGACCGACCCCAAGACCGGCAAGGAGACCCUCUACGACCUCGAGGGCCCCAUCAACUUCUCCGUUUUCCCUGGUCAUCAGGGUGGCCCCCACAACCACACCAUCACCGCUCUCGCUGUCGCGCUCAAGCAGGCCCAGUCCGAUGACUUCAAGGCCUACCAGGAGCAAGUCAUCAAGAACGCCAAGCAGCUUGAGAUCAGCUUCAAGGAGCUCGGCUACAAGCUCGUCACCGACGGUACGGACAACCAUAUGGUCCUCCUCGACCUGAAGCCUCAGAAUCUCGACGGGGCUCGUGUGGAAGCCGUCCUUGAGCAGAUCAACAUCGCCUGCAACAAGAACACCACCCCCGGUGACAAGUCGGCACUGACCCCCAUGGGUAUCCGUAUCGGUGCGCCAGCCAUGACCUCGCGUGGCAUGGGCGAGGAAGAUUUCAAGAGGAUUGCUCAGUACAUCGACGCCGCGAUCAAGCUUUGCCAGAAGAUCCAGGCCGAGCUUCCCAAGGACGCCAACAAGCUGAAGGACUUCAAGGCCAAGGUUGCCUCGGGCGAGGUGGAGGAGAUCAACAACCUAAAGAAGGAGAUUGCGGCUUGGGCCAGCACCUUCCCCCUUCCCUUCUAGACGUGACCUCUAGAUAUUUCUCAUCUUCAACAUGGUAAUUAGGUUCCAAUAUGGUUGCAAGGCGUUCGAGGUGGGACGGGGUUUCAACAAAAGUAGGCAUUUUGGGCAUUUAACAUGCAUCUGGCGAGUGUACAUCGCAUCGUUUUAUGCGGAUCUAGACCGAUAUCCAGGGUUACUAGAGAGGCCGUUGUAGGCCCGUGGCUCUAUCAAUUCAAUCAGUACCAUCGAUGCUGUCUAACAGCAUGCAAUGGAAGUUUCAACAA
Westerdykella ornata is the source of this 1777-nucleotide messenger RNA. RefSeq names its product glycine hydroxymethyltransferase. The record is from RefSeq and is a predicted model, not a curated record. Gene Ontology annotation, biological process: tetrahydrofolate interconversion; L-serine catabolic process; folic acid metabolic process. The transcript has 4 exons. NCBI's taxonomy places the organism in Eukaryota, Fungi, Ascomycota, Dothideomycetes, Pleosporales, Sporormiaceae. Gene Ontology annotation, molecular function: zinc ion binding; cobalt ion binding; serine binding. Gene Ontology annotation, cellular component: cytoplasm. The coding region runs from base 99 to 1514 and encodes 471 amino acids.